UCGUUUCCCGGCGCAACACAAGCCGGUCAGUCGUCAACAGCGCCGCACGUCGUUAAUUCGUUUUCAUUCAGCCCGCUCGCGCGCACGCUCGUGAAAAUAAAUUGAACCCGUAAAAUUGUAAAUUAAAAACGUAUCGACGCCGCAACAUAAUCCUAAUAUUAUUGUCGUCAUUAUUAUUAUUAUUAUUAGUGUUGUCGCGCGGCGGACCGCAACGAUCCGUUUUCGAUACAGACUCUAUAUUUUAUUCUAAUCGCAUUACUAUAUUGGUUUCGGUUUUUGUUUCAAGUUCAAACCGGAAACGUCCCUCCGAGUGCGUCCCGCGAAUCCGACAUCCGCCCGCGUACUGCAGGCCACAAUUAUUCCGACCAAGUGUCGCACGACUUUGAAACCAGCAGCCGUAGGUAUUAUAAUUUAUAUUAUAUACCUGUAAAUACACGUGAGUCGUUAGCGCUGUCCAUCAACCCACUGACUUCUAACAGACAUCGAGCAAACGGCGCCGCCGACGACGACAUGACGACAUCUGCGGCCUGACCCGCCAACCACUUGAGCCGAUUGUCCGUCCGACAGCAAGAACACCGGAGACACUGACACAGCAAUCGACUAACAUAUUAUACUCCGCGACACGAUGAAUCGGUACACUUGCGCGGCCGUUCUGACGGUGGCCGUUGCGCUAUGCUGCGCCGUGGCCGUGGCCGGAUCCGACGAGUCAGCGGCUGCGACCGCCCCGACGACGAUGACGAUGACGACGACGGCGGCGGCGGCGGCGGACGACGGCCACGGUCAACUGAUGGACACGGUGGACGGGGUGUUGGACGCGGCUGACUCGUAUCAGCUGGUGCCCGGCGUCCGGAUCAAGCGGUCCGCCGAGGAUACCGCCGACGCCACGGCCGUUUCUCGAGCCGACCGCGAUCGCGAUCCCGAGAAAUACCUGAUCGACAGGCUGGCCCGUUUCGUCGGCACGCAUGUUCUGGACGUCGAUUUUGCCGAGAUGUUCCAGACAACCGGCAGGGCGUUCAUAAAAUUCCAUCAUCUGCCUAGAUUUAACUUUGGCAAGAAUUCGUUUUUGACCGGUUUUGGAUUGGGUUUUUUGGCGUUUGGCUUGAAGAAAUUAUUGCUGCCGAUCAUCAUCGGAGUACAGAUCUUCAAAUCCGUCGCUCUCGCCGCUCUGUUACCGACACUGUUGGGUAGUGUCGGAAAAGUGGUUUCAAAAGGCGUGUCGAACUUCGCGUCGAGUUCAUCGCACUUUGGGCACAGCGCUGGUUCGGAUGGUUUGAGUGACUUUGAAUUUAAAGACCAACAACAACCAAACGUCGGUCUGGGUUACGACGCGGCUGGCGCCGCGGACACGUCGGGUUCGGAAACGGGUUACCAGAGUAUUUGGACGUAUCCGCCGGAUAACAAUGUGAAUGCGAUCACUGCGAGCUACGGAAGCAGCAACAGGUAUCCGCUGAAAUACGGCCAGAAUAGCGUAUCCGCCACCAAGCUACAGUCGGGCAACUAUUACACCAAGGACAAGACCGAGGACUUUAAGGUGUUCCACACGAUACCUGCCAGUUCGCACCUGUUGGCCAAUUACGAUCCGUUUUACAGUCCACUGUUGUCCAGGAUCGACACAGUGUACAAGCAACUCGGGUACACGACAGAACCUUGCCGGGAACGGUUGGUGUGCCAGAUGUACAAGAACCCAGCCAAGUUCGCGCCGUACAGCAAUCUCGUCUCGGCGCAGCUCAGCAGAGAGCUAAACGAAUUGCGCAAACCAUCGUCCGAGAACCCGGAGAUUUUGCGAUUUUUCAAGUACAUGAAAGCCGCCAAAGACGGUCAAGACAACAAAGACUGCGAGAUGAUUUUCUCGGCAUGUGUGUCCCAAAGGUCACCAGACGAUUCGGUGCCCAUGAUGACUACUUACAACGAGAUCAACAAACUGGUACAGGCCCGAAACGCUAAGAAACUGGCGGAAUCGUCCACAGUCUCCGAUGGGGUGAAGUCGGAAUCGGCCACAGUCUCCGACGGGGUGAAGUCAGGAUCGUCAACCGUUGCAGACGAUGUAAAGUCGGAAUCGUCCACCGUCGCAGACGACGUAAAGUCGGUAUCUUCUACCAUCACCGGCGUAGAGUCGGUAUUGACACAUUGAAGUGAACAGACGACGGUUUUUUCCGAUCCAUGACGCAGCGUGGCAGCAUAUAUUCAAAGUCAUUAGGAAAUAUAUACGAUACCUCGUCCAGCUCAACAUAGUUUUAUAGUUGUAGUUAUUUUGUAUAGUUACGGUUAUAGUUAGUAUGCGCAAUGCGCACAUAAUAAUAUUAUCGUAGGAUGAUAGUUAUUUAUUGAGCGCACGGUAUACUGUUAUAUUAUUAUGUUAUCGGUAUAACGCGCGAGUCGUAUUUUUAUCAUAAUAAUAAUUUAUUGUGUAUACUCCGUAAACAUAAUAUUUCGAUAAUUUGUCAUAGUUUUCGCUCCUAGUCGAAUUGGGUGCAUAAAAAUAUUAUAGAUAAUAUUAUAAUAUUCUAUGUUCGAUCGAAACACGCAGAGUAGGUACCAGCGGAGUACUGGAAUCGUCGUACCUUUGACAAAUUCAUCGAAUUUUAUGUUUUCGAUACCUAUUAUAUAUAUUAUAGUUUACUGCCAAAAUGGUUUUUAUCAAUUUGGACACACGUUGUCUGUGGAAUUCAUCUCAAGUUCAGACGAAAUACGAAAAACGUAUUUUGAGUCCCAUCCUUGGCACCUCUAUUUAUUUAUUAACUAAUUAUUUAUUUAUUUGAUUAUUUAUUUAUUUAUUUAUUUAUCCGAUUUUGGGUUGCUCAACUCGAAGCGAAGAACGAAAGUACUUACGUGGAAAAAAUGUUUUCGAAACGGUUUAAAAUAUUAUUUAUGAUAUCGAUACAAUUAUUAUGUAAAUACAUCGAUGUUGCUUAUUUAGGUAGGCCAUAUAUUAUUGUUACGAUGAUAUUGGUUUAUAAUAAACAGUAUUCCUAAUUUUUAAACGAAAAACAUUUCGAGACGUUACAAAGAUUUCCGAAUACCUAGGUAGAUCAUAUUUUGAACUCGCAGUAAUAAUUAUAAACUAUAUAUUUUAUACGCAAUGUUGAGUUCAAAACAAUAGUGUCUAACGUAACAUCUAUUGAUUGGUGUUACACAGAUCUACAUUAUAAUAAUAAUUGCGUGAUAUGAUAUUAUUUGUUAUCAGUAAAAUUAAGUGCUUAAUUUAUUUAUAUCAGUGAUAUUAUUAUAAUAUUAGUUGUUUAACUUUAUACUGUAUUACAUUUUCAUUUAUAGAGCAUGAAAGAUCCGAUUUAUUUUACAUGUCUAAUAUAUACUGAUGACUUAAUAGUGAUUUUGGCCACAGAUAAUAUAAUCGUAUCAUCCAACGCGUGUAUUUAUUUCAUGAUAAUAUAAUAUUGUUUCAAAUCAAUUAUUAUUAAUAUUAAUAUAUUUAUUUUGUUUUAUAAUUAUGUAAACACAAAACACAUAUGAUGUAUAGCCAUACAAUGUAGAUAGAGUAUAACAUAGAAUAAUAAUAUGAUAGUUGUGUAUUUAUCAUUGAUGUAUUGAGUGCACAUCUAUGCAUAAAUAUUAUUAGUUUUAUUAUAGUCAGUAUUUUGUAAUUUAUUUGUGCACUAAUCAAACGCAGUUGUUUUUAAAACCAUGUUUUUUAAUCGAAUUUAUAU
This is a messenger RNA of Acyrthosiphon pisum (pea aphid), 3665 nucleotides long. RefSeq names its product Protein Osi24 (gene Osi24). NCBI's taxonomy places the organism in Eukaryota, Metazoa, Arthropoda, Insecta, Hemiptera, Aphididae. Bases 626 to 2131 code for a protein of 501 amino acids. The record is from RefSeq and is a predicted model, not a curated record. The transcript is spliced from 7 exons. Gene Ontology annotation, cellular component: membrane.